ACGUCACAACAACGUGUUCCUUCCGUCCGACGCUGUGUGGAGCUGCUCCGGCCGAACGUGAACCGAGACAAAAGCACCGAAGUGAAGCGGACCCUCCGGAUCAAUCAAUGUGUCACCAUUAACCGUUUCGGAACCAGGAUCGAGCCUUCCGACCGUCGCCGUCCACCGUGGAGUGACGCGAGGUGGAUCCCUGUCAGUCAUAAAUGGAGACUGACAGGAAGGACUCCUGUGUCCGAGACAGCUGCACAAUAACACCACCAUCCUGAACUCGGAAGGGUCAAUGACCCGACGUGGACGGAAAAGCUAAGAGUCAAGCACACAAACCUGAUAUCUGGAGGGAAACCCUUUUGGCUGCUGCAAUGGACGGGGAGGAAGUUCUCACUCACCUGAGUGAGGAUUUGAUCAGUGAACCCAUCGACCCUAUCGAUCGGAGACGAGAGGCAAAAGGGACUUGCCUUAAAAUCGAGGGCCAGGAUGGUUAUGUCUUCAAAUCCUACAGCUUUACCCCUCACGAGAUCCAAGACAUCAAGUCGCCAUCCUGUUCGUCAUUAACACUGGAUACAGACACUUUCCACCCUUUUAAUUUUGCUACUCAGGACGAUAAAGACUUGGAGCCGAACUUGGAUGACGACACUGACCCGACUUCACCCACACUUUCUAAUAAAUGCCUCAACACUGAAGUUAACGGCGAGGAUGAGAAGUACGAAAAUCAACCAAAUGACCAUCUCAAUAAUCAAAAUGAAGACACCAACGGCAUGGAAGAUGACUUGCAGGAUGAUGAAAGGCUGGCGUUCAGUAGUGCUUUUGGGCCCUUUGUCACGAAAGAUGGGGAUGACUACAGUAAUCUACUUUGUGGCUACACAAGCACACUCUAUGAUGUUGCCAUGGACGCAGUGACGCAGAGUCUAUUGUCAUCAAUGCGUAGUAACGGCAACCCGAGGAAAAAGUCCCCCGCAUGGAAUCAUUUCUGCAUAUCGCCUCGUGACAAUACCAAAGCAAUCUGUUUAUACUGCAUGAAAGAGUUCAGUCGAGGCAAAAACGAGAAAGACCUAAGCACCUCCUGUUUGAUGAGACACGUACGAAGGGCUCACCCUACCGUGCUCCUGCAUGAGGGAGCAGAUAUACCUGUGAACAGUCUGCCCAGCACUCUCACCUCAUCCAUGAUACCUCCUUCCCCCAGCUCGCCAAAAAGUGAAGAUCUGAUCAACAGCGUUUUCCCACCCGCCUCACCGUCCACGUCUUCAGCCGAAAAUUCCGACCUGUCGUCCAAAGAAGUUCCACCCAAAGUUGAACCAAAAUUAGAACUCCCUGUCAGCACUGAAACGGUGUGCAACACGCUGUCGUCUUCAAAUUCAUUUGACAACAACCUCGAAGAAAUGCCAGACACGGGGCAAGAGCGCCCUCCGGGAGUGCCCAAAGGCUCAAGUUCAAGACGGAGAUCUGCCGUAUGGAAACACUUCUACCUGUCGCCCAUCGACAGUUCAAAAGCAGUGUGCAUCCACUGCAUGAAUGAAUUCAGCAGGGGCAAAAAUGGCAAAGAUCUUGGUACAAGUUGUCUCAUUCGCCACAUGUGGAGGGCCCACAAAGAGGUUGUCAUUGAGGAGAAUGGACAUGGCAGCCAUCUUUCCCUUCCCUACGCAAACCCAGCAUCCCUUUUGUCGCGUACACAACUUCAGGACCACUUGGAAAUGAGGAAUUCCCCCCAUCCCCAGUCCUCACCGGAAACCAUAUCUGAUGAAUUGCCCCAAAGCAUUGAAGAAACCAUGGGUAUCAAGCUGGAAGCUGAUGAGAUAAUGCAUCUCUCUGGACAGGAGUCGUCUCUGAAUCUUUCCUUCAAAGAACAGGGGGAGGACACACCGCUCACGGCCUCACCAAAAGACACCCCUGACAGUCCCACGCCAAACCAGGAUCACUUGGUUUUCCAACAAAACAAAAAAAUAAUGAAGAGAGUAAAAUCAGAAGUCUGGCAUCAUUUCAUCGUCUCCCCAGUCGACCAGUUGAAAGCGCUGUGCCGUUACUGCCCGUGUGUCAUCAGUCGGGGGAAGCGGGGUGAUUUCGGUACUAGCUGUCUCAUGCGUCAUCUGGUGCGACGCCACCCCGAUGUCCUCAGAAACCAAAAAGGCACAUUUGACAAGGAGUCCUCGCCAUUCCCCUAUGCGGGCGCCGCAGACCCAGUUUCUGCCAAAGAAACUGAAAGCCCUCCUGCUGAUAACAAGUCCCAAACCCUGCCUGUUUUCCACAAAAAGACGUCGAAACUGUGGAACCAUUUCUCAAUUUCCCCCGACGACCCCACAAAAGUGGUCUGUUUGCACUGCACCCGCACAAUUAGUAGAGGCAAAAAGACUACUAACCUCGGCACUAGCUGCCUCCUCAGGCACAUGCAGAGAUUUCAUGGACAAAUUCUUGAUUCUAAGGGUUCUAUCUCAGGUGACGUGCGGUCUGCGGAAAUCUGCGUCAAGCAAGAGCUCAUGGAAACUUCCAUUUAUCAACAGGAGGAGGCCCAUGACAGGUUUGAUGAAAAUCACCCAGCUGCCAAAAAAAUCACCAAACUUAUCGCAGAAAUGCUUGCACUGGAUCUCCAGCCAUCAUCUCUGGUGGAGAAUGCUGGACUUAAUAGACUACUAGAGUACCUCCAGCCUCAGUAUUCCUUACCCUCCUCUUCUUACUUUACCAGCACUGCCAUACCCGAAAUGUACGAACGUGUGAAGGAAGUCCUGUUGACACACCUGAAGGAGGCAGAAGCCGGCGUUGUCCAUUUCACAACCAGUAUUUGGAUAAGCAGCCAGACUAGAGAGUACCUGACCCUCACUGCGCACUGGGCCUCUUACGAGUCAAGCAUCAGACCCCAGGGUCAGGACUGUCACUGCUCAGCUCUCCUGAGUGUCUCCCAAAUAGACUGUGAUAAUGAUAUGCAAGACAUCCCAAAGCAACUGGAAUAUCUUUGGGACUCUUGGAUCACCUCAUCUGGGCUUAAAAGAGGCUUCACUGUCACUGAUAACAACACCAUCAGUCACACUUUGGAGGAUCACGGCCAUGACACCAUGCAGUGUUUCGGGCACACGAUAGACCUCAUUGUUAGUGAAGCCAUAAAGAGUCAGAGGAUGGUCCAGAGCCUGCUGAGUAUUGCACGGAAGCUGUGUGAGCGUGUGCACCGGUCGGCAUCCGCCAAGGAGAAGUUAGUGGAACUCCAGAGGCUCCACCAGCUCCCGGAGAACCAACUCAUCCAAGAUGUCCCUUCCAAGUGGAUGACCUCCUUGUUCAUGCUGGAGCGGCUGGUGGAGCAAAAGAAAGCCAUUGAUGAGAUGUCCAUCGAGUGCAAUUUCAGGGAAAUAAUCAGCGAGGAUCAGUGGGAGGUGAUGUUGUCGGUCUGUAACGCUCUGAAACCCUUUGAGGUCGCCUGCAGGGAGAUGGGCAACCGCACUGCCACUCUGGGCCAGGUGAUCCCGCUCAUACACAUCCUCAACAGGAAAAUCGAUCUGCUGUUUGACGAGACAGUGGGUAUUGACAACAUGCUCAAGUCUCUGAGAGAUUCCAUGGUGAGCCGGAUGUCAUCCACACUGAAUGACCCACGGUAUACCUGGGCCACCAUGCUGGAUCCCCGGUACAAGACCUCCUUGUUCACAGAGGAAGACGCCGAGCGAUGCAAGCAAGAUCUGAUUCAGGAAAUGGAAAUGGCUACCUCACUUGCAGAUAAAUGUCCCAUGCCAAAUGGCUUCAACGACGCCUCUGAAUCGUCCGGCUCUUCCCCCUCCGACAAAGACAACCUCUGGUCUCUCAUGGGGGACGUCAGACACAGCAAGCCAGAGGAGAAACCAAAGUCCUCUGAGCUGGCUGUGCAGGAAUACCUUGAGGAAGACAUACUCGAUCAAAGCUGUGACCCCCUAGACUAUUGGAAUCUGAAGAAGUUCCUGUGGCCCGACCUCGCCAAAGUGGCCGCCCGCUACGUGGGCUGCCCCCCCAGCAUCGUCCCUGCCGAGACCCUGUUCAGCACAGCGACCAUCAACUGUGCUCUGAAUCAGCCCAGACCUUUACUGGACAACAUGGAAGGCCUGCUCUUCCUCAAAGUCAACCUUCCACUGAUUUACUUUCAGUACUAACUUAAAUGAAGCGCUCACUUGAAAACCCUUUACCAAGGACCAAGAGGCAUAGCUGUGAAACGUUAGUUGUGAUGUAAAUGAUAAAUUUAUACACUGAUUCUCAAUGCAAAGGCCAGUUUGGAGUUGUUUUUUUUUUUUUUUUUAAUGUGUCGUGUACUACUGUCAAACACUUUCAAGAUGUGAACGUCUGAAGUGUAUCAGGGAGGGAGGGGUUUCUAGCUGUAGGGGGUUUGUGUGUGUUUUUGCUCGUCCGUUGUCCUCGUCUUCUCUCUCCUUGUGCCUUAUUGGAAAACUACUUCAGGUCAAAAACGCUGUAUAUAACAUUUUUGUUCAGAGCACAUGAUUUUUUUUCUUUUUUUUGUUUUUGUUCUUAAAGCAUAGAAGGAGAAUAGCUGCAGAGUGUCUUCUGAACCAAAAAAAAUAAUGCUGUGACUGAAAGUUGUUAAGUUAUUUAAGUUUCAUUGUUGUGACUCAUGGUACUGUCUAGAUAUAGUUUUUUUUUUACUUGUUUUUAUCCUGUAAGAUAUCGCUGCAUUUUCUGAAUUUGUUUGAAAAAUACUUUUUGUCUCUGAAGCACAAUUUUAAGUUUAUGUCUGGGGAUUAAUUUAUGGGUUUAUUAUUAUUGAAGCAAUGUACUGUACAUUUUUAUAUUGAAUUCUGAAGACAAUUUGAUAAAUGUUUUGGUAGCCUGACUGGAACAUGCAAAUUUUGUGGUCAUUUGUAA
This is a messenger RNA of Synchiropus splendidus (mandarinfish), 4821 nucleotides long. RefSeq names its product zinc finger, BED-type containing 4 (gene zbed4). Gene Ontology annotation, molecular function: protein dimerization activity; DNA binding. The transcript has 2 exons. The coding region runs from base 360 to 4097 and encodes 1245 amino acids. The record is from RefSeq and is a predicted model, not a curated record. Lineage: Eukaryota; Metazoa; Chordata; Actinopteri; Syngnathiformes; Callionymidae.